ACUUUCCACGCAGCUUUUCCACACCACAGUAGCAUCUGUCCUCGCAGCUCGCUGCCCCGCGUGCGCUCUCCCUCCCUCCGGCCUCUCUGCUCUUCCCCGUCAGACUCUCCUCUCUCCUUUUAGAGAGAGAGAGAGAGAGGCAGAGCAGAGGGGAGAGAGAGAGAGAAGCGCCAGAGACAGCAGGCACCGCCUCCUGGUUCGUCUCGCCCGUCGCCACCGCCUCCCAGAGCCAACCGGCGGGAUUCCUGGAUGCGACAAGCGAGCCGAGGCGGAGGCCUCUCUUUUCGUAGGAUCGUAGGCUGCUGAAGCAGUAGCCUUGGGGCGCGUGUUCACAGGAGGAAGAAGAAGAGACAAGAACCGUCUCCUCCUCACAGCAAUUGUUCGCAGCGGAGGAGGGGAUCGGCCUCGCCGGGUUCGGCAGUCUCCUGUUUCAGACAAAGGUAAAUGUGCUUUGGGAGCUACAGCAAUGGCGUCGCUGGUACCUGGGAUCCUUCUCAAGCUCCUCCAGCACAUGAACAGCGAUGUCAAGGUCGCGGGCGAGCACCGGUCAUCCCUUCUUCAGGUUAUUAGCAUUGUUCCGGCGCUUGCAGGGAGUGAUCUGUUCACAAACCAGGGGUUCUACCUCAAGGUGUCUGAUUCAUCGCACGCGACUUACGUUACCCUCCCGGAUGAGCAGCAUGAUCUCAUAUUGAGCGACACGAUCCAGCUGGGGCAGUUCAUCCAUGUAGACCGUUUCGAGGCAGCCACUCCGGUGCCGAUCUUGAGGGGGGUCAGGCCAGUUCCAGGCCGGCAUGCUUGUGUCGGCAAUCCGGAAGAUCUUGUGGUGACUAGCUCCUCUAGUUUUCUUGGCAGCAAGAAGGCCCAACCAUCUAUCAACGGUAACGCAAAGGAUGCUUUGUCACUAGAGAAAGAGCAGAGCAAGUUAGAGAAGGUAAAUGCUUCUGUCAAGAACAAUGGGACAGAAAGCAAGAAACCCCAGCUCACCAAGUCAAACUCUUCGCUCUCGAAACAAGCACUCAAUAGCCUUACAGACAAGAAGGACAUAGUUAGCUCAAAGGCAAAAUGUACCACUGCUAGGUCAACACCUUCAUCUCCGACCAGCGUCCAUUCUCUGCCUGCAUCAUUUGAUAGAUUCUCAAAUGACAUGAAACAGAGAGCAAAAACAAAAGGAGCAGAGAAACCAUCACCAUCUAGGCUAUCCUUGUUAGAAAAGGCUGCUUCUGUUUUGAAGGCUACUACAGCAGGGAGAAGGUCCUCCAUAGGUAAUUCUCUUAGUAACACCAUACUGAGCAUUGAAUCAGGACCAAAGGCCUUGAGAAGAAGCUGGGAAGGGAAUGCAGAUGCAAAAGCCAAAGGCAAUUCAGAUUCAAAGCCUGCCAAAGCUGAGAAGAAGUCUGAGAACCGAAGCUCUUCGACUCCCAGACGGAAAUCAGUAGCAGAAGAGAAGUCAUUGCAUAAGGAUGACAGUAAGAUUCAGACUCCACCCAGAAAGAGCUCAGCAAGUGCUCCUGCAGAUGAUGCUGACAAAGUUGUGAAUAAGCAUUCUUCACCUAUAAGGAGGACAUCUGGGGUUUUAAGCAACCCAAAUACCACAAAUCUAGUGAAGGUUGCUGCAAAUAGCAAAAAAUUGACAGAUGCUAACACUUCAUGGACAGCACUCCCUCCAUCACUUGCUAAAUUAGGAAAGGAGCUUUUGAAGUAUAGAGAUGCGGCCCAAAUGGCUGCUGUUGAAGCCAUGCAAGAAGCUUCAGCGGCAGAGAGUCUUCUUCGCUGUUUAAGCUCGUAUGCGGAGGUGAGCUCGUCGGCAGAGGAGCAAAAUCCACAACCAGCCGUCGAGCAGUUCCUUGCUCUGCAUGGAGCUCUCUCCCGGGCCACCGUCGUCACCGAGUCGCUAACCAAGGCCACCGCCACGUCCUCCACCGCGACGUCACCAGACCGAUCGGCAGCCGGCGACGCUUCCACCGCCGACGAGGAGACCCUGGUUGUCGCCGCGGAGCGCCGCCGCCGGGCAGCUUCCUGGGUGGGCGCCGGGCUCGCCACCGACCUCUCGGCAUUCUCCCUCUAUAACCUCAAACCAGCCCCCGCCAACGUCGUCUCCCCGCUCGCCGUCGUGCUUGUCGACGAGUCAGCGAAGCCAGCGGUGGCGGCGGCGAAGGCGUCGCCGCCCGCGAAGUCGCGACUGUCACCGGCAAAGGGGAAGGUGAGGUCGGCUUCCGCAGCCGCCGCCGCGGCCGCUGCUGCUGCGGCGGCGGCUGCAGUGCCUCCGCCGGAGUGGGAGCGGGGAGGCGGCGCGGAGGAGCGGGGCGAGCUGGCGCGGCGGCUCGGAGAGGAAGCCCGGGGGUGGUUCCUGGCGUUCGUGGAACGGUUCCUGGACGCUGACGUCGCGGCGGCCGCGCCGUGGGACCGCGACCGCGCGGCCAGGAUGCUCCCGCAGCUGAAGCGCGUGAACGACUGGCUCAGCGAGAUCGGGAAGCCCUCGGAGAUGCCGCCGCCGCCGCAGCACCCGCCGUCGGAAGCGGAUGGCGAGGCCGCAGCGCCCGCCGCGAACGGCGGUGUGGCAUGCGGCGUGCCGGAGGAGACGAUAGAGCGGCUGAGGAAGAAGAUCUACGAGUACCUCCUGAUCAACGUCGACUCCGCCGCCGCCGUGCUGGGCGGAGGCGAGGCGGCGCCGGCACCGGUGGCUAACGGGAAGAAGGGGUGACGACGUGACGUGCACGUGCCUCGUGGGUCCUAGUUCAAAGCAGGCAGGGCCACGAGCCCACGAAGGGUUGAUCGCCCCGUUAACUUGGCUGGGCCAAAACAUGGGCCGGACUAGAUUCAAAUGUAAAAAUGGGCUGGAUAGAGAUUGGAAUGGUGUUUUGCUAUUUUUGCUUUCUCCGUUUGCUUCAAAAGGUUACAGAAAACUAGAAACGAAAAUGGGUGGUGACUAAGAUGGUAAUGCAGACAGAGAAAAAUGUUUCCUGGCAGCUGAAAGAAGAGGAAGCUUUUUUUUGCGAAUAAGAAGA
Messenger RNA from Setaria italica (foxtail millet), 3005 nucleotides. RefSeq names its product PHD finger protein rhinoceros. The record is from RefSeq and is a predicted model, not a curated record. Bases 467 to 2701 code for a protein of 744 amino acids. Lineage: Eukaryota; Viridiplantae; Streptophyta; Magnoliopsida; Poales; Poaceae. The transcript is spliced from 5 exons.